AAUUGCUUAUAGUAACAAAUGGAUCGAUUCCACGCGAUGCCUUCGUUCUCACUGAGCUUUCCUUUCCUUUUGUUUGUUUUCUGCUUGAUCGGCUCACUAGCUGCCGAUGAUCUCCCACAUAAAUCCGGCGGUGACGUCUGCUCCGGGGGUUCUGAUCUUAGAACGCCCGAUAUUCGACUUAACCGACCGACGUCCUCCGUCGUCGGAAACUGCCCGGCGGAGCCAAGUCCUUUAGUUAUGGCUGACGACGAGAAGUACGGUAACAAAAUGGUUAUCAGUCUCACUCCUCGUCUUUACGACUAUGUCCUCAACAACGUUCGCGAGCAUGAGGUUUUGAAGCAACUUCGAGAAGAGACUGCCAUUAGUCAAAUUCAGGUGUCGCCUGAUCAAGCGCAAUUGCUUGCAAUGCUUGUAGAGAUUCUUGGAGCUGAAAGAUGUAUUGAAGUUGGAGUUUACACGGGAUAUACAUCAUUGGCUGUGGCGUUGGUUCUACCAGAAUCAGGGCGUCUUGUUGCCUGUGAUAAAGAUGCUAACGCUCUUGAAGUUGCUAAGAGGUACUACGAGCUUGCCGGAGUGUCUCACAAGGUCACUGUGAAACAUGGUCUUGCAGCAGAAUCUUUAAUGUCUAUGAUUCAGAACGGUGAAGAGUCCAGCUAUGAUUUUGCAUUUCUUGAUGCUGAUAAGCCGAUGUAUCAGGAGUACUUUGAAUCGCUACUUCGACUCGUCAGGGUUGGUGGAGUCAUUGUGAUUGAUAAUGUUCUUUGGCAUGGAUGGGUUGCGGAUUCUAUGGUGAAUGAUGAGAGGACCAUCAGCCUUAGAAAUUUCAACAAAAAAUUAAUGGAUGAUCAACGUGUAAGCAUUAGUAUGGUAUCAAUCGGCGAUGUUCUCUGCUUGAUCGGUUUACAAGCUGCGGAUGAUUUCCCAGAUAAUUCCGGCGGCGACGUCUGCCCUCGGGUUUCGGACCCGGGUGGAUGCACAAUCAACUGUUUCCGAGCGGAUCCGGUUUGCGGAGCCGAUGGAGUCACGUAUUGGUGCGGCUGUCCCGACGCAGCUUGCCAUGGUGCUCGUGUAGUCAAAAGAGGAGCUUGUGACACAGGUAAUGCAGGAAGUGCUUCUGUUCCUGGCCAAGCUUUGUUAUUGAUUCACAUUGUUUGGCUCUUCUUGCUUGGACUCUCUCUUCUCGUUGGUGGUUUCUAAUCUCUCGAGUGUUGACGGCGGAAUUAGAGGAGGAAUUGAUUGAUUCCAUUAUCGUUUGUAGCUUUUAGUCAUAUUUUACAGAGCACACAUAUGCUUUGAGGUAUAGAUCACACGUCCUGUGUUUGUUAUGUGUAGAGUUGAGUAUUGUUUUGCUUUGUGUACUAUACAUAUGUAAUAGAUUCUGUUGCAAUACAUCAUAUAAAGAUUUGAUCAGACA
Messenger RNA from Arabidopsis arenosa, 1414 nucleotides. Lineage: Eukaryota; Viridiplantae; Streptophyta; Magnoliopsida; Brassicales; Brassicaceae. The record is from the annotation of a GenBank genome assembly.